Gossypium arboreum is the source of this 3102-nucleotide messenger RNA. RefSeq names its product la-related protein 1A. Gene Ontology annotation, biological process: mRNA stabilization. Bases 138 to 2831 code for a protein of 897 amino acids. The record is from RefSeq and is a predicted model, not a curated record. The transcript has 16 exons. NCBI's taxonomy places the organism in Eukaryota, Viridiplantae, Streptophyta, Magnoliopsida, Malvales, Malvaceae. Gene Ontology annotation, molecular function: RNA cap binding.
UCUAUUUCGUCUCCAGCAAUAUAGAUUGCGUUAGCUCAAGUGUGUAAAUAGUGAAAACUUGCCCUGGCAAUAGUUAUUUCUCUCUCAAUGCUAUAAAACCAAAGCAAAAAAAAUUUUGGUGGGUGGUUGUAGAGAUUAUGGUAAUGGCUGAUAAUGAAGCAGGGGAUGGUCAUAACGAGGUCAAGUCACCAUGGAAGACUCCUGCAAUUGAUGGGGAGAAAGUGGGUGAUGCUCCUGUUAUGGGUACCCAAUCUUGGCCUGACCUUGGUGGGAAUCAACAAACCCCUCAAAACAACAACCCUCAGGUUGCUGCUGAUGUGUGUGCCCCAGCAGCUCCACACCCAUCAGUAGAGCAGAGAGCAGCUGGGCAGCCGAAAUCAAAUGGAUCUGGAAACCCCAAUGCUUCUUAUAAGCAUUCAUCAGCACGCCAUCAGAAGUCAGACUCUAAACGCAAUCCUAAUGCUGGGCCUCGUUUUCCUGUACCUUUACCUUAUUAUCAACCACCGGUGCCAGCUGUUUUUCAUCCUAUGGUACCCCCACCACACAUUGCAGUUCCUGGACCUGGGUAUGCUUACCACCCUGUCCCUGGACCUUUUCCCGGUAUUGAUCCUCAGUUGGUAAAAUCUGGAUCUGAGACAACAAUGCAAGCCUUUGGUCCCCCGGUUCAAGGUGUUGAUGCCAGCAGAAAUAUGCAGCUUCCUCCCAGAGGAGAUCCCAAUGCUUAUCCUGCCAACUUCUCUAAUAGAAGACCCAACGUGCAAGAACCUGGUGGACAUUUUAAUCCUGGCUGGAACCAUCAACGGGCAUUUAAUCCUAGAGAACCCAUUCCCAUGCAGCCGGGUGUUGGACCGAGAUCUUUUGCUAGACCUCCAUUCUUUGGUCCAGCUCCUGGGUUCAUGAUUGGUCCAGGUUACCCUGGAGCUUUGUGCUAUGUGCCUAUCGCUCCUCCAGGCUCCAUUAGGGGACCACAUUCUCCACGCUUUGUUCCAUACCCUAUAAAUCCAGAGUCUACUGUGCUCCCUCCGGAGAUGGUAACUUUGAGGGCUAAUAUAGUGAAACAAAUCGAGUAUUAUUUCAGUGAUGAAAAUCUUCAAAAUGACCAUUACCUGAUUUCCUUGAUGGAUGAUCAAGGUUGGGUUCCAGUCUCCACAAUUGCAGACUUUAAAAGAGUUAAGAGAAUGAGUACUGACAUACAGUUUAUCCUUGAUGCUCUUCAGAGUUCUAGUACUGUAGAAGUGCAGGGUGACAAGAUACGAAGACGUGAUGAGUGGUCCAAGUGGAUCCCAGUUGGUUCAACAACAUUGUCGUCAGAAGCUCCGGCUACUCAGUACCAGCCAAAAGAGAAUGUUACUGAUUCCUGUGGAAAUUAUCUGAAUGAAGAUAAUUCAAAGGACCUCUGUCAAGAAAACUUUAAUAUUCCUUUGGAAAGCGGGAGCUUGGAUCAUGUACCAGCUGAGGGAAAUCAUGCAGAAGUGAUGUAUAGAAGUAACAGAAAACAUGCAGCCGUGCAAGUUCAAUUAGAUGAUAUUGAUCAGUUACAAGGAAUUGAUCGCAUAAGGUUCAAUUACCACAGAACUGAAAGUGUGGAAUUAUCGCCAGAUGUAAUAGUACAGAAUGCUGCUGACCUGUCAAAUGAUUUUGCACAUACAUUUAUGCUGGAUGAAGAGCUGGAGCUUGAGCAAAAAACAACAAAAACUCUUUCUGCAUUUAACAGACUGGAUGAGGAAGAGGAUGACAUGGUCAAUGAUCGGGAUGUUCAGAGACUUGUGAUUGUUACCCAGAAUAGUGGGAUAACUGAAGGAUCAAAAGCUGGUGCAAAAGAUUCAAAGGCCAUAUCCAGUGAGCUUGCUGCUAUGAUAAAUGAUGGUCUUGUCUUCUAUGAACAGGAGCUGAAAACUAAACGAUCUAGUCGUAGGAAGAAUAAUUCUAAUUAUGAAAAUAAAGACGGAAAUCCAAGGUCUCCAAGGGGUGCAUUAGGAGUAUCAAAUCUGAAGACGGGUGAAAAUGCUGCUGGGAGCAGUAAUCUUGAAGAAUCUGGAGGAUCAAGUUCCCGAAGGAAGCAAAAUAAAGGCUUCUCCAAGCAACAGUCAUUCCAUAAGCAGAGAUUUUUCUCCGGCAAUUCAAAGAAUCAUGGAGCUAGUCGUAAUUCCAUUGCAAUAAUAUCAGAAAGUCCGCCAAGUAAUUCAGUUGGAUAUUUCUUUGGUUCUACUCCCCCAGAUAGUCACGGCCCUAGGCAGCCUUCGAAGUUGAGCUGUUCACCACAUGGGAAUCUUUCCAGCAGUCCACCAAUCGGUUCCUUGCCAAAGUCAUUCCCACCUUUUCAGCAUCCAAGUCAUCAGCUAUUAGAAGAAAAUGGUUUUAAGCAACAGAAGUACCUAAAGUUUCACAAGCGCUGCCUGAAUGACAGGAAGAAGUUGGGAAUCGGAUGCAGUGAGGAAAUGAAUUCACUAUACAGGUUUUGGUCGUAUUUCCUCCGGGAUAUGUUUGUCCCUUCUAUGUAUAAUGAGUUCCAGAAACUUGCUCUUGAAGAUGCAGCUGCAAAUUACAAUUAUGGGAUAGAGUGUCUUUUCAGAUUUUAUAGUUAUGGUCUAGAGAAGAAAUAUCGAGAUGAUCUUUAUAACGAUUUUGAACAACUUACCCUUGAUUUCUAUCAUAAGGGCAAUCUUUAUGGCCUUGAAAAAUACUGGGCAUUCCAUCACUUCCGAGAUCAGAAAGAACUGAUAAAGAAACAUCCCGAACUGGAUAGGUUACUGAGGGAGGAAUACCGGCGAUUGGAAGAUUUCCGUACCAAAGAGAAGAAUACUAGUAGCACAAGAGAGGAGCGCCAUUAAUGAGUGACGUAAUUGAUCCCUAGUGUUAUUGAACCCCAAUUUUGACAAGCAACUCUGAUGACCGGAUCAGAGAGUAGGAAGGAGUUCAAGGUCUAUAUGAAUUAUGGUUUGGUUUAUGAAUGCAGAGGGAAGAUGAGUUGUGUAAUGUAUAUUGGAAGGGGGUCAGAUAAAUUCUGGUGCGGCUGCCGAUUCUGGAGGCUAUCCAUUUUUGUGUUUCCUGAUAUUUGUGUAGGCUUUUUUGGCUCGAGGGUAUAUCUUUUUUCUUGAGUGA